AUGUCCUUUACGAAUGCGCCGGUGACGCGUAGUCUUGUCUACGGACUUAUUGGAAUAUCAAUAGGCGUCAGCCUACUUGAUAUCAAGCACUACUUCUAUAUCCUAGUCGACUUACACCUUUGGCAGUUUCACCAGAUAUGGAGGGCUCUCAUUUAUCAGCUCUGCUACACCAAUUCGACCGAGGUACUAUUUGCUGCCAUGACUCUAUACAACAUGAGAGCAGUUGAGAGGAUGUGGGGAUCUAGGAAAUUUGCUACAUUCAUUUUCGUCACAUCAUUAUUCACGAGCUGGUUGGCCCCCGCAGUUUUGGCUCUCUUUCUAAGACCACUUACGCUAGGGCUUUUCAACUACCUCCCUGCCGGGCCUACACCUAUAAUAUUUGCAGUCUUAGCCCAGUACCAUGCGAUGAUCCCGCCGAUAUAUAAAUAUAAGAUAGCAACAUCAGCAUCCACUUCAACAGACGAUCAGGCACAAGGCAUUACGUUCUCUGACAAAUCAUAUCGAUAUCUCCUCGCAUUUCAACUAGCUCUCUUUCAGUGGCCUGGAUCUCUCCUCGGCGCGUUGGUUGGAUGGAUGUUGGGCCUCACGUGGAGAAUGGAAGUUUUACCACGAUCACUAAUACGAUGGCGAUUACCUGGCUGGGUCGUAGGGAUGCGAACACAGAGAAGGAGUCAGGAGUUCGAAGGGUUGCGUAGGAGACUCGAGGGUGAAAACGGAUCUACAGCCGCGACAAGCGGCGCACAGGGCCAAGCGGAUGCCGAAGGCGGAAGACGCAGGACCAUGGGUCAACAAGUUAUAGACCAAUUCCAAGGCGCAUUUUAG
Molecule: messenger RNA, 822 nt
Organism: Daldinia childiae
Lineage: Eukaryota; Fungi; Ascomycota; Sordariomycetes; Xylariales; Hypoxylaceae
Product: DSC E3 ubiquitin ligase complex subunit 2
Exons: 2
Coding region: 1-822 (273 amino acids)
Biological process (GO): retrograde vesicle-mediated transport, Golgi to endoplasmic reticulum
Cellular component (GO): membrane
Molecular function (GO): serine-type endopeptidase activity
Source: RefSeq, a predicted model, not a curated record